AAUGUUGUGAAAUGGCGGGAAUUGUAGACGAACGUAGCGAAGUGUACAAAUGUGCGUUUAUGUCAGUUUGAUAUAUUUGCGUUACAGUUUUUGGACUGGUGUGGUUGAAAUAUCUACCGUAAACUCAGGUGGAAUACGGGGAAGAUUGUGUCGUCGGAUGUUAUUAAAUUGAGUUAUGUAAGAUUGGUAGACAGUUCUUUGUUGUGUGCUGAAAUCGGAGUAUGCGAUUAAAUAGUGAAGAUAAUAUUAAUAGGUACAUGUCAACUAUUGCCUCUUCAACUACCGUCUGACUAUAUAUUCAGGUUGCUCACUGUUAGGUGUUAACAUCGACGAAUUUAGAAAAAAGCAAAGUGGUGUCUUUCAAUUUACUCUUGUCCAUUACAUUACACUUUGUACGUUUUAUUGUAGUUGAGUCGUAGAAGAAAUCAAGAUACUGCGUUGUAUCGAGGAUCCAUACGAUAGUGGUUUCAAAUAUGAGGAUGGGGAAUUCUGGUAAAAGAUCGUCGCUGCGUGCAGCCUCUCCUCAAAGCGACGAAUCGCCGGAGAAGAUGAGAAGAAUGUCAUUAAGGCUGAAAGAUACAGCAAGAAAAACAAAAUCUGUUAAAAAUGACAGAUCUUCUUUUCAUGCUGUCAUUUCUGAUAAUGAUGAAGCGCCGGAGAAGAUAGGAAGAAAAACAAGAUCUAUUAGAAGUGACAGAUCUUUGUUGCGUGUGGUCUCUUCGGAUAAUGAAUCGCCGGAGAAGAUGAGAAGAGUGUCACCAAGACAAAAAGGUACAGGAGAAAAGACAAAGUCAAUUAAAAAAGACGUAUCAGUCUCUAUGGAUAGUGACAAAUCGACAGAGAAGAUAAGAAGAAUGUCAUCAAGACAAGAAGGUAUAGGAAGAAAAACAAGAUCUAUUAUAAGUGACAGAUCUGUGUUGUGUGUGGUCUCUUCGGAUAAUAAUGAGUUACCAGAGAAGAUGAGAAGCGUGUCACCAAGACAAAAAGGUACAGUAGAAAAGACAAAGUCAAUUAAAAAAGACAGAUCUUCGUUGUGUUCAGUCUCUUCAGAUAGUGACGAAUCGGCAGAGAAGAUGAGAAGAAUGUCACCAAAACAGGAAGGUAUAGGAAGAAAAACAAGAUCUAUUAGAAGUGACAUAUCUUCAUUGCAUGUGGCCCCCUCGGAUAAUAACGAGUCGCCGGAGAAGAUGAGAAGAGUGUCACCAAGACAAAAAGGAACAGGAGAAAAGGCAAAGCCAAUUAAAAAAGGCAGAUUUUCAUUACUUUCAAUCGCUUUGGAUAGUGAUGAAUCGCCAGAGAAAACAAGAGGAAUGUUAUCAAGACAGGAAGGUAUAGGAAGAAAAACAAGAUCUAUUAGAAGUGACAGAUCUUUGUUGCGUGUGGUCUCUUCGGAUAAUGAAUCGCCGGAGAAGAUGAGAAGAGUGUCACCAAGACAAAAAGGUACAGGAGAAAAGACAAAGUCAAUUAAAAAAGACGUAUCAGUCUCUUUGGAUAGUGACAAAUCAACAGAGAAGAUAAGAAGAAUGUCAUCAAGACAAGAAGGUACAGGAAGAAAAACAAGAUCUAUUAGAAGUGACAGAUCUGUAUUGUGUGUGGUCUCUUCAGAUAAUAAUGAGUUACCAGAGAAGAUGAGAAGCGUGUCACCAAGACAAAAAGGUACAGGAGAAAAGACAAAGUCAAUUAAAAAAGACGUAUCAGUCUCUUUGGAUAGUGACAAAUCGACAGAGAAGAUAAGAAGAAUGUCAUCAAGACAAGAAGGUACAGGAAGAAAAACAAGAUCUAUUAGAAGUGACAGAUUUGUGUUGUGUGUGGUCUCUUCGGAUAAUAACAAAUCACCAGAGAAGAUGAGAAGAGUGUCACCAAGACGAGGUACAGGAGGAAAAACAAAAUCAAUUAAAAAUGACAGAUCUUCAUUGCAUGUUGUCACUUCUGAUAGUGAGGAAUCACUGGAGAAGAUAAGAGCAUCAUCAAGGCAGAUAUAUAGAGGAAAGACAGCAAUUAAAAAUGACAGUAUAAGUUCUUCAGACAAAGGUUACGGUGGUAGUUCGUGUGGAGAUGAUGCUGAUUGCCAAGGAAGAGAAGAAAAGACUGCCUUAGAUUGUGGAGUUCUGUGGGCUAAAAAACGCAAGAGUGAAGGUGUGCCUGAUGAAUCAUCAGAAAGUAGUUCUGAUGACUUUCUUGUACCAACGCAGUCAAUUGACUUAAACUCUGAUUUCUUCAAGAUUGAGAAAAAAGAGGUAGUUUCGGACCUUUGUGUGGUAGAAAAUAGUAUUCUUGCUAACAUAAACAGGUUAAGUGAAUCUGACGACUCAGAUGAUUUGCAACAUUCUACAGCUGAUGAAAUGGAAAGAGUGACAAGCAAGCAAGGACUGCAGGAAGGCAAUGAUGUGCUCAAGGAUGAACAUUAUUCUGCUGGACCACUGAGCAUAAGGGUGAAAGAUGUUACUGGCGUUAAAUCACCUUCAGUUGGAAGACGAAAGAAGACAUUUAAUGCAAAACUGCAAAAGGCUUCUGAUAAGUGCAGUAAACCAGAGAAAAGUCAGCAAGAAAAGGCACUGGUGAAAUCCAGCCAUAUUAGAGUUCAAAAUGACAAAAUAUGGGAAACAGGCAAGAAGCGGCUUCAUAAAAUCAAAGUGGAAACCUCUACCCCUGAUGUAAGUAAAUUGGAUGUUUCACAACUGUUGGCUUUGGGAGAAGGUCUGGACCCUAAACCUAAACCUGUCAGGAAAACAAAAAAAAGGAAUAUUUCGAAGAAUAUUGUGGAAAGUGAAGAAGAAGGAAGUAGUGAUUGGGAAGAAGUAGAUACCAAUACUUUCAAAGGGCAGGAGAUCAAACACACAAUCCCUAAAGAAGGUAUUGCUGUUACUGUGCAGAUUCCCAACAUGCAUCAGAAAAAGAAGAAGAAAGCCGUUGAUGUGGCAGGAUAUGUAAGGCGUCAAAUAAAUAGAGUACGGAGGGAUAUACAAAUUCUUAUGCAUAAGGCACAUUUGUUAUGUUGGGUUGCUCAUGGAAAUUAUGUGAAUAAAAUUUUGAAUUCAGAAAUGCUUAUGGCAUUGUCACUGUCCUUGGUACCUUCAAAGUACUGUUAUACUGACAGACAAAUAGAUCUUGCUGAUUUGAAACGAAUUGUUCAAUGGUUUUCAAAAACUGUGGCAGUACAAGAGAAUGUUGAUGAUAAACAACACCUCUUCAUUUCAUUGCUGGCACAAUUUCAAAAGAAGGCCGCAAAAUCAAGAAAAGACAUGGUACUGAUGUUUGUGUGUGUGUUGCGCUCUUUAGGAAUCAACACAAGACUUGUAAUAUCCCUGCAGCCCCUGCCAUUAAAGCCACCACGCUCAGAAAUAAGUAACUUAACUUCAAAAAAAACAACUUCGAAAGGCAAAAAAAUAAAGGGAGAGUUGAAAAAGAAAGCACAAUCUGGGAGAAAAAAGGAUGCACCAAAUACUUCAAAAGGUCUCAUGGGAGAAGAAAGAGACAGUGUGACUGAAGAAGAAGCUAUGUUGUUUAUUCAAGAAGCAGCUGCAAAGAAAGUGGCGCAGUCAGGGAAGUCAAAUCAGAAAACAAGCAGUGAAAAUCCUGUAGGCAUUAGAAAAAGUGAUUCGAGCCGUUCUUUGAGAAUGAGGAGAUCUGUUAUAAAGUAUGCAGAUGAUGGUGACACCACAGACAGUGAUGAAGAAAAAAUUCAGCGUGAACAAGAAAGCAUCAUGGAAACAAAAAUUGUUAAUACAAAUUCUACAAGUUCCAAGAAAAUCAUUAGUAUCAAUGCUGAAAAGAUAAUUGCAAAAGAUACAAAGGGGAAUAAAGCAAGCACCUCUUGUACAAUAGCACAUUCUUUCAGUAGUGAAAGUGAUUCUACUGCUGAGAUUAAAGUUCAGAAAAACCAAAAAGGAAAAACUGACCGUAGGGUAUUAUCUUCUGAUCCAGAAUCUGAUGAAGCUCCUACAGCAGACACAAAGAAGAAGAAGAAGAAGAAGAAGAAAGACCAAUGUGAUGUGUGGUUAGAGGUGUUUUUGGAAUCUGAAGAGAAAUGGAUCUGCGUGGAUGUCUAUCACCAACAGAUUCACUGUGUGCAAGAACUUGCUUCUCGAGCCAGCCAGCCUGUGCAUUAUGUAGUAGCAUGGCAAGAUGACGGUACUAUCAGAGAUGUGACUCGCCGGUACUGUCCUAAGUGGCAUACUGUGACACAAAAGCUUCGUGUUGAUGAGGAAUGGUGGAAGGAGUCACUAAAACCAUUUGCAGGCCAAAGGACUGCUCGUGAUCAUCAAGAGGAUGAGGACUUGUACCGUCAGAUGCAGGAUCGGCCCAUGCCAACCACUCUUGCAGAGUACAAAAAUCAUCCCCUCUAUGUUCUGCAGAAAGAUCUGCUCAGGUUCCAAGCCAUAUAUCCUCCAGAUGCACCAACACUUGGGUUCGUUCGUGGUCACCCUGUUUAUGCUAGGGAAUGUGUCCACACAUUGUACCAUAGGGAAAAAUGGCUGAGAGAAGCAAAAGUAGUAAGGCUUGGUGAAACACCAUACAAGAUAGUGGGACGUCCAAGGUGGGACCGUAUAAAUCGUAAAAUCAUCAAAGGUGUCCCAGUGGAGUAUUUUGGGCCUUGGCAAGUUGAAGACUAUGUCCCACCUACUGCUGUUGAUGGCAAGGUUCCAAGGUCUGCAUAUGGCAAUGUGGAACUGUAUAAACCAAGCAUGCUGCCUGGAGGCACUGUCCACAUGCAAAUUCCAGGUUUGAAUCGUAUAGCCAGAAAACUGCAGAUAGACUGUGCUCCUGCAUUCACUGGCUUUGGGCAGACCAAUGGAAUCUGGGGUCCUCUCUACGAUGGGUUUGUGGUUUGUGAAGAAUACAAGUAUGUGCUGGCUGAAGCAUGGCAAGCAGAAGAAGAGGCGGCAGAGACACGCUGUGAAGAGAAGAGGUUAAAACGGAUCUAUGGAAACUGGAGACGAUUAAUCAAAGGUCUCUUCAUAAGAGAACGAUUAAAAGCAAGAUAUAAUUUUGGCCCUGUCAGAGAGAUAAAUAAUACCAAAACAAAGACAGCAAAGAGAUUCCUCAAGUCCAAAAGAAUGAAAACUGUUGAUUCUGAUGAUUCAGAUUGGGAAAUGGGAGUGUGUGACUAAAUUCAAACAUUUUUUAAGGUUGAACUAGUAAUUGGUAACAUUUGCAACAAACUGCUGUAAGAUUUUCUUCUUAAUUUGUUGUAAUUCAUAGAAUUAUUGCACUCAUGAGCCAUUACAUUUAUUUCCAUGAGUUUGUGAAUAUUCUGGUCAAAGUACUUCAAAGAGCUUUUAUGACAAUUAUUAUUUCAUCAUUUAAUUUCUCCACUUCCACUAUUUGCUAUUAUGUGUUGUUACAUUUCUAUUUGCUAGUAUGUGUUGUUACAUUUUAUGACCAGUAUUUGUAUAUUUUUGAAUCUUACAGUAGCUUUUUGAUGGCUUAUGUUGAGCUUUUGUGUAAUAGUACUUUUGAAGUCCAAAUUUUUAUUUCAUGUUUCCCCUUGAAAGUAAUAUUUGUCUGUUUUUUGUUUAUAUAAAGGGUGUAAACAAUAAUUGUUUACAAUGUACCACAGUGCCGUGGAUAAAAUCAAGGUGAACAGAUUGAUUCAGGACACUUGUUGUGAAUCAAGCUGGGAAGCAGCUUUAAAUUGUCUUACAAAAGCCAACUGCGUUACAGCAUACUAGUGCCAAGUGACAUUUUGGUUAAAUUCGUCCUUGAAUAUUAAAAAUGCCAUUUCUAUUGCACUUGCAAAAUGAUAAUUGUGUGAAAUUUACCUCAAAUUAUUGUGAAUUUUGAAAGCAUAAAAUUGACAAUUAAAUUGUUUUGUUUGUGUACCCUUCUUACUAAAAAAAACCACUGUAGUUGUAAGGGUUAAGUGUAGAUAGAAUUGUAAAAAAAAUAGUUUUUGCAUAACAUUAGCAAAAGUCUUCUUUCUUCAUUACCCUCACGGGAAAGUUGAAAAUAAUAAUGUUUAUGAAAUAACUUACUGAGACAGUGACAUAAGAGGGCAAGAGGGUGGCUUUUGUAGGGCAAUUUGAGGUUCUUUCCCAGUUUGAUGCACCAUGGUACAGUGUAAACAGUUAUCAUUUACACACUUUAUGUGUGAAAGCAUGUUUGCACCAGGUUUGUGUUGUUUGUUUGAAGCAGAGUUUAUCUAAUUCACUAUUUAUGAAUUAUAUAAAUACUUCUUUGUAUAUGAAAUGCUGCUGGCAGCUGUAAUUUUGUAAAGAUAUGGUUUGUUAUCCAAAUUUUAAAAUAUAUUAAAGUCUUUUCUUUAAAAAAAACUAA
Molecule: messenger RNA, 6276 nt
Organism: Schistocerca gregaria
Lineage: Eukaryota; Metazoa; Arthropoda; Insecta; Orthoptera; Acrididae
Gene: Xpc
Product: DNA repair protein complementing XP-C cells homolog
Exons: 6
Coding region: 474-5111 (1545 amino acids)
Biological process (GO): nucleotide-excision repair; mismatch repair
Cellular component (GO): XPC complex; nucleus; cytoplasm
Molecular function (GO): damaged DNA binding; single-stranded DNA binding
Source: RefSeq, a predicted model, not a curated record